GCCAUUCAGUUGCCACAUACAACGGUGCCAAGUCCAGAGCUGAUGGGUAGAAAACCACCUCACACUCAGAGUAGCCUUGUCGUUUUUCACCAUGCCCACCAAAUCCAGGAAAUCAAGGUCCCACAGUUCUAGUCCUGCCAAGAAGACCGGCGGUCUAAAAACGCCUAAAAAGAGGUCGUCCAGUGCCAAGACCACCAAGACAGAGGGGGACAUAUUCAGUCUAGCAGCCAGGGAGAACGUCUACUACAUCUCCCACAAUGCAGUGGACUGUCUGGCAUUCAGAGGCUUUGGGUGGCCAAAUGCGAAAAAAAAGAAGAAAGGGAAGAAGAAGGGAACAAAACGGAAGAAGAAAAAGUAGAUCAUAAUUUUGCCAAAGCUAAAAAGCCGUUUUUCUUUGCAUUAGCAUUAGAUUGAUAGUUAAAUUUGAAUACCUUGGUAAUGGUACCAUCUAGUGGACAAACUUGAAAUAACACCCCAGCUUAACUUGUAGUAAUGUAGUGCAUCAUCAGUUCCUCACUAAAAUCUUACAUUAAACAAAACUUAUUCCACGAGGGAAAGACUUUUUUUAUCAUCAGAUUUAUUGUAAGAUGACCGAUUCAGAAUUGUUAACUCAAACAUCAUAAGAACUUUGGCAGCUGUUUGACAAUUUGAAAGCUUUGUGAAAGAAUCUCCUUAAAUGUAGUCGAAUACAACACAAAAGAGCAAAUAGACACUUGUGUAAUAUAAAUUUAUCUUACAAAAAUAGGCUACAAUGGGAAUGUGCCUAUUAAACUAAUGGAAGCAAAUUCUGUUCCAGGCACUGUUGAUAUUAUCAUACAUAUAUUAUCAGUCCUUUCAACAAAUGUACACUCAUUAUAUCACAACCCUGUAAAAUAAAUAGUUG
Molecule: messenger RNA, 883 nt
Organism: Pleuronectes platessa (European plaice)
Lineage: Eukaryota; Metazoa; Chordata; Actinopteri; Pleuronectiformes; Pleuronectidae
Product: small lysine-rich protein 1
Exons: 3
Coding region: 92-358 (88 amino acids)
Source: RefSeq, a predicted model, not a curated record